Molecule: messenger RNA, 1035 nt
Organism: Wyeomyia smithii (pitcher-plant mosquito)
Lineage: Eukaryota; Metazoa; Arthropoda; Insecta; Diptera; Culicidae
Exons: 1
Coding region: 1-1035 (344 amino acids)
Source: RefSeq, a predicted model, not a curated record
AUGGUUGAAGUCCAUGACCACCUCGAUACUUGUUACUUCCUACCUCACCAUGCUGUUUACAAGGAAUCGAGUUCCACCACGAAAAUCAGAGUCGUGUUCGAUGCUUCGGCGAAAACGACGUCAGGUAUUUCAUUGAACGACGCGUUGGAAGUAGGACCUACAGUGCAAAACGAUCUUAUCACAAUACUGCUUCGAUUUUGUUGUUAUCCUGUAGUGCUGACUGCCGACAUCAAAUAUCAGCGUAUUUUAUGGUUGAAUGCCAACAACGAUGUGGGAACAUUUGAAUUAACCACCGUUACGUACGGUUGCGCCAGUUCUCCUCACCUGGCAACGCGAACAUUGAUGCAGUUGGCGAAGGAUGAAGCACACGAGCUGCCCCUCGCAGCUAAAGUCAUACAAGAAAACAGUUACAUAGAAGACUUUCUCACUGGAGGUAAUACAGAACACGAGGUAAUUGAAAUUUACAAACAACUUUCAGAAAUACUGAAGCGAGGAGGUUCUGGGAUUCAUAAGUUCUGCAGCAACAGUAAAACUGUUCGAAACAUGAUUUUGUCUGAUCUACAAGAAGCACUGCUCAAUUUUGAGGAAGCCGAUAUAAACUGUGUGAUUAAGACUCUCGGUUUAAUAUGGAAUCCUAACGACGAUUACUUCGCAUUCAAUGUGAGUCCAAUCGAUAGCGUGUCCAAUCCGCCCCCGACGAAACGCAUCGUACUUUCUGCUAUCGGACUUAUUUUUGAUCCUCUUGGAUACAUAGGUCCUGUUAUCACGACAGCAAAACUGCUGAUGCAAGACUUGUGGAGACUUAAAUUGAAUUGGGAUGAUGAAUUGCCGAUCGAGCAGCUCCAAUUGUGGACUACUUUUCGAGAGCAGUUUCCAUCGAUUAACGAAUUACGAAAACAACGAUGUGUUAUUUCAAACAAGGCAGCAACAGUAGAACUUCACGGCUAUUCGGACGCUUCCAAACGCGCUUACGGAGCAGUUUUGUACACGAAAAGCGUUUUCCCGACGGCACGGUUGAUGUUCAUCGGUGUGUAG